AUUUUGCGAUCGCACUAAGCCUAGUAGUGGUACAGACUGAGUAGGCCCUCUGUCUCCGUCUAAUCCCCGGGUUCGGGAUACCCGGUACCUACAACGGCUCGGCCAUCGACACGUGAUCGUGACCCUGGGUCUUGGCAUUCGACAGGACAGCUCGAACAGCUGUCUCCUCGAUAGGCAACACCAUUGAAGCCAACUUGACCUUGCAGCCCACCAAAGAAUACUUGACAUUCUCUCUGACAAGUCUCAGCCUACUCUAGCAACAACAUGUUCACUUUCGGCCUUGGUGGCCUCUUCUAUGUCGCCGUUCUCCUCAUCAACGCGAUAGCCAUUCUCUCUGAAGACCGAUUCCUCGCACGCAUUGGUUGGACUGCGGGCGCAGCAGAGCCUGGCUUUGGGCAACGAGACGAUGCGAGCAUAAAGGCACGAUUAAUAAACCUGGUUUCUUCAGUACGAACACUUAUGAGAAUACCGCUCAUGUUCAUCAACACACUCAUGAUUGUCUACCUCCUGGUUCUUGGGUGAACAACGCGCGCAUACAAAAGCAUUCGAGCCCGGCUUUCCACACCGAGCAUCAGCAUAGCAAGAUGCGGGACUCAACGCGCCCGGACAUAGGAGGACGUGAAUGAGGCGAUCCGCUGUUCGAGGCAAUACCAUUGGCACCAGACGAUCGAUGUGUAGCGCGGCGUUAGAAGGACCAUAGGCUCGACCUACA
Molecule: messenger RNA, 712 nt
Organism: Boeremia exigua
Lineage: Eukaryota; Fungi; Ascomycota; Dothideomycetes; Pleosporales; Didymellaceae
Product: Yos1-like protein
Exons: 4
Coding region: 265-522 (85 amino acids)
Biological process (GO): endoplasmic reticulum to Golgi vesicle-mediated transport
Cellular component (GO): endoplasmic reticulum membrane; COPII-coated ER to Golgi transport vesicle; Golgi membrane
Source: RefSeq, a predicted model, not a curated record